Messenger RNA from Lontra canadensis (Northern American river otter), 1545 nucleotides. RefSeq names its product DEP domain containing MTOR interacting protein (gene DEPTOR). Gene Ontology annotation, molecular function: protein binding. Gene Ontology annotation, biological process: intracellular signal transduction; negative regulation of TOR signaling. NCBI's taxonomy places the organism in Eukaryota, Metazoa, Chordata, Mammalia, Carnivora, Mustelidae. The coding region runs from base 180 to 1409 and encodes 409 amino acids. The transcript has 9 exons. The record is from RefSeq and is a predicted model, not a curated record.
GGAGCAGACUUGCCUAGCGCCUCAGCCUACCCACAGGGAUUCCCUCUCCAGCCAAUCGCGUCUGAGCAACGGUACUGCCCCUAACAAAGAUGGCGGGAGAGGCCUCCGUGGGGGCAGGCUGAUUUAACACCCAGACCCAGGGCGGCUAGGGAAGACAGCGGUAGCGGAGCGGCCCGGCCAUGGAGGAGGGCGGCAGCGGCGGCAGCGGUGGCAGCGACAGCAGCACCAGCGGGAGUGGUGGGGCGCAGCAAAGGGAGCUAGAGCGCAUGGCUGAGGUCCUGGUCACCGGUGAGCAGCUACGUCUCAGGCUGCAUGAAGAAAAGGUGAUUAAAGAUAGACGACAUCAUCUCAAAACCUACCCAAACUGCUUUGUCGCAAAAGAACUGAUCGACUGGCUGAUUGAGCACAAAGAGGCUUCCGACAGAGAGACCGCAAUCAAGCUCAUGCAGAAGUUAGCUGACCGGGGCAUCAUUCAUCAUGUGUGUGACGAGCACAAGGAAUUCAAGGACGUCAAACUCUUCUACCGCUUUAGAAAGGAUGACGGCACCUUCCCUCUGGACAACGAAGUGAAGGCCUUCAUGAGGGGACAGAGGCUGUAUGAGAAGCUGAUGAGCCCUGAAAACACGCUGCUGCAACCCAGGGAAGAGGAAGGGGUCAAGUAUGAGCGCACCUUCAUGGCGUCGGAGUUCCUGGACUGGCUGGUCCAGGAAGGCGAGGCCACCACAAGGAAGGAGGCCGAGCAGCUCUGCCACCGGCUCAUGGAGCACGGCAUCAUACAACAUGUGUCCAACAAGCACCCAUUCGUGGACAGCAACCUUCUCUACCAGUUCAGAAUGAACUUCCGGCGGAGGCGCAGACUGAUGGAGCUGCUCAAUGAAAAAUCGCCCUCGUCUCAGGAAACUCAUGAUAGCCCCUUCUGCCUGAGGAAGCAGAGCCAUGACAAUCGGAAAUCUACCAGUUUUAUGUCCGUCAGCCCCAGCAAGGAGAUCAAGAUCGUGUCUGCCGUGCGGAGGAGUAGCAUGAGCAGCUGUGGGAGCAGCGGCUACUUCAGCAGCAGCCCCACCCUGAGCAGCAGCCCCCCGGUGCUCUGCAACCCCAAGUCCGUGUUGAAGAGACCCGUAACUUCGGAGGAACUCCUGACUCCUGGGGCUCCGUACGCAAGGAAGACAUUCACGAUUGUCGGUGAUGCCGUGGGUUGGGGCUUUGUGGUACGAGGAAGUAAGCCAUGCCACAUCCAGGCCGUGGACCCCAGUGGCCCAGCAGCAGCAGCGGGAAUGAAGGUCUGUCAGUUUGUCGUCUCUGUAAAUGGGCUCAAUGUGCUGCAUGUUGACUACCGGACGGUGAGCAAUCUGAUUCUGACGGGCCCUCGGACGAUCGUCAUGGAAGUCAUGGAGGAGUUAGAGUGCUGAACAGGUGGACAUCCCGGCCCUUCAGUGGCCUGAGGAUGAUCGAAGCCAGGACAACACAAAGCAAUGCAAUGACAAGACUUCCACGCACACAGAUGGUUUUGGAUGCACAAAAUUUCUCCAUACAUACACAUCUUUG